Molecule: messenger RNA, 1308 nt
Organism: Lampris incognitus (smalleye Pacific opah)
Lineage: Eukaryota; Metazoa; Chordata; Actinopteri; Lampriformes; Lampridae
Gene: gfi1ab
Product: growth factor independent 1A transcription repressor b
Exons: 6
Coding region: 100-1269 (389 amino acids)
Cellular component (GO): nucleus
Source: RefSeq, a predicted model, not a curated record
CAUCCGAGGAUCGCUCUCUUGACUGUCGGAUUAUCACAGAUUUUUUCUUAUUUUUUUUUUUUUUGUAUAGCACUGCGAAGGCCGAACAGGGGACGGAAAAUGCCACGGUCAUUCUUGGUGAAAAGUAAAAAGGCGCACAGUUACCAUCAGCCACGAACUUCAGAGGAUGACUACAACAGACUGGAUACAAUACUGGAGCACAUAUGUUCAGAGACAGAUAAAAAUCCAGAGGACAGUCAUACCACAACGGUGGACGGAUACGGACUCUCUCCCGGUUGUCAACUAAUCGCGUUUUAUCCCUCCAAGUCCCCGCUGAACUGCGGCGACAGCAUCUACGGGCGUUCACCUGACUACGAGGACUUCUGGAGGCCGCCAUCUCCCUCGGCAUCCCCCGCUGACUCCGAGAAGUCGUUGUCGCCCUCGGUGGAUGAGACGCAGCCGUUCACGGUGCCCUUCAGGCCUUACGCGUGGAGCAGCUACUCGGGCUCGGACGUCACGCACCUAGCGCAGCGCACCUUCCCGUGCAACGUGCACGCGGACGGGAGCCCGCCGCUGGCCUUCUGCGGCGACCGGACGGGCGAGCCGCCCCUCUUCCCCGACAGGCCGCUCAGAGAGGAGGAAGACUACACCGCUUACAGGCACGGCGCCUGUCUGUACGACGUCGCCCCCGGGCUGUUUCCGGACGGAGGCCUCCACCGUAAACCGCACGACGUCAAAUCACAGUCCGAGCUGCUCUGCUCGCGCCUGCUCCUCGGCGGCGCCUACAAAUGCAUCAAAUGUAGUAAGGUGUUCUCAACUCCGCAUGGUCUGGAGGUCCACGUCCGCAGAUCGCACAGCGGAACGAGGCCUUUCGCGUGUGAACUGUGCGGUAAGACGUUCGGACACGCGGUGAGUCUGGAGCAGCACAAGGCGGUGCACUCGCAGGAGAGAAGUUUCGACUGCAAAAUCUGUGGCAAAAGUUUUAAAAGAUCGUCUACUCUGUCAACCCAUCUCCUCAUCCACUCCGACACCCGGCCCUACCCUUGUCAGUACUGCGGGAAGAGGUUUCACCAGAAGUCAGAUAUGAAAAAACACACCUUCAUCCACACAGGUGAGAAGCCGCACAAGUGCCAGGUGUGUGGGAAAGCCUUCAGCCAGAGCUCCAACCUCAUUACGCACAGCCGGAAACACACCGGCUUCAAACCUUUCGGAUGCGACGUCUGCGCCAAGGGUUUCCAACGAAAGGUGGAUCUUAGGAGGCACAAAGAAACGCAACAUGGGUUGAAAUGAAGUGGACCGUGUGAUACUAACUACCCCCCCCCCACCUUC